AUGGCAUCGGCGGACAGCGAGGUGAAAACUUUGUUGAACUUUGUCAACCUGGCUUCAAGUGACAUCAAAGCGGCUCUGGACAAAUCUGCACCUUGCCGGCGUUCGGUCGAUCACAGGAAAUAUUUGCAGAAACAGCUGAAACGCUUCUCGCAAAAGUACUCGCGGAUCCCGCGGUGUCACCCGAACCGGCUGCUGGAGUCCAGUUCGAAGAGAGGGUCCGAGGACAAGAACCGAGCUUAUAUUCUGCAGCAUGCGGACUCUCACUUACAUUUCAAACCCGCUGGCGCUAAGGUCUCUUGCACGGCCCCUCAAGACUGCAGCCCGACUUUGUCGGCAGCAACCACCACGGAGGGGAAACAGCUGGGCAGACAUGACCAGGUGCCCAUGAGGAAAAGACAGCUCCCCGCCUCAUUCUGGGAAGAACCGAGGCCGACCAAACACCUCCAGUCUUUGAACCUGCUCCCUGCAGAACGAGUGGCUGGUGCGGCGAAUGGUCCGCCCGGCCACGGGUCUGAAAGCAAGCCAGCCCAGGAAUGCUCCAACCCACCCAAACACCUUUCAGCACUUCCAGUGGUCCAGCAGGACUGUGAUCGAGAGCCCGUGAAAUUCCACUUCGCCUCGCUGUCACGUACAAUGAAUGUCUGCAGUUGCUGUCCAUUUCAGUACCAUGGCCACCGGCUUUAUCAGAGUCACAUGGGUCUGCCUCAUUCGGGCAUUCCUGACAUUGGGAUGUGGAGGAAAGGUGCGAACUUGCCAGCCGAGCUCCACGCUUACUCCAAAGACUCUUUAAACGAACAGAAGAUUCACAAACCCGUCGUUUUGAAACCCAUCCCCACAAAGCCCACUGUCCCUCCCCCUCCUCUGUAUAACGUCUACGGGUUUCUCUGA
Carcharodon carcharias (great white shark) is the source of this 888-nucleotide messenger RNA. RefSeq names its product protein FAM181A-like. NCBI's taxonomy places the organism in Eukaryota, Metazoa, Chordata, Chondrichthyes, Lamniformes, Lamnidae. The transcript has a single exon. The record is from RefSeq and is a predicted model, not a curated record. The coding region runs from base 1 to 888 and encodes 295 amino acids.